Messenger RNA from Oryza sativa Japonica Group (Japanese rice), 2945 nucleotides. Its product is annotated as pentatricopeptide repeat-containing protein At2g22070. Gene Ontology annotation, biological process: RNA modification. Gene Ontology annotation, molecular function: RNA binding; protein binding. Gene Ontology annotation, cellular component: intracellular membrane-bounded organelle. The record is from RefSeq and is a predicted model, not a curated record. NCBI's taxonomy places the organism in Eukaryota, Viridiplantae, Streptophyta, Magnoliopsida, Poales, Poaceae.
GGUGCAGGUAGGGUUUUCGCCGGAGAUGGCGGUGGCGGCGGCGGUGUCAGCGCCGGCGACGCGAAGAGAAAUCUUCUAGAACAGCAAGACGAGACGGCUUUACUUGGCCCACAAAAUAUAAACUCUUCGAUUGCUUUGACGGCCCACGGCCCAGAGCCCACAGCUCGAGGCCCACGGACAACGGCACAGUGGUGGGCUUUAGCUCUUUUCUGGGUCGUCGCGGCUGCUCGUUGCAAGCGCAUGCGCCGCCUUCUCACUCCGCCAUGGCCGGCGGCGGCGGCGGCUGCUCCGGCCAGCGCCGCCGCCGCCUCCGCCGUCACAGUAGAGGCGGUGCUGGCCCUGCUGGAGCGCGCGAUCUCCGCGGGGGACGUGCGCCGCCUCGGCGCGGCGGUGCACGCGCUCCUCGUCAAGACGGCGCUCACCCACCACACCCUCCUCUCCAACCGCCUCGUCGCGCUCUACGCGCUGCUCCCCACCCCGGCGGCAUCGCUCGCCGCCUUCGACGACCUCCCGCACAAGAACGCGCACUCGUACAACUCCCUUCUGGCGGCGCUGGCCCGGGGCCGCGGCACCCUCCCCGACGCCCUCCGCCUGCUCGACGGAAUGCCGCCCGCCUCCCGCAACGUCGUCUCCUACAACACCGUCAUCUCGUCGCUCGCGCGUCACGGCCGCGAGUCUGAGGCGCUCCGCGUGUUCGCCCAGCUGGCCAGGGACAGGGGCCUGGGGCAGCAGCAGGUGGCCAUCGACCGGUUCACGGUGGUCAGCGCCGCGAGCGCGUGCGCGGGGCUCCGGGAUGCGAGGCACCUCCGCGAGUUGCAUGGCGCGGUGGUGGUGUCGGGUAUGGAGGUGACUGUCAUCAUGGCCAACGCAAUGGUGGACGCCUACAGCAAGGCCGGGAGGGUGGAGGAUGCACGGGGGGUAUUCGACCAGAUGACCAUCCGUGACUCGGUUUCUUGGACAUCGAUGAUUGCAGGGUAUUGCCGGGCAAGCAUGCUUGACGAUGCUGUGCAAGUAUUCGACAUGAUGCCAGCGCAGGACGCCAUAGCAUGGACAGCACUCAUCUCUGGGCAUGAGCAGAAUGGGGAGGAGGAGAUCGCUCUCGAGCUUUUUGAAAGGAUGACAGGUGAGGGGGUAGUGCCAACCCCCUUUGCCCUCGUGUCAUGUCUGGGUGCGUGCGCCAAGGUUGGUCUUGUCGCCCGAGGGAAGGAAGUGCAUGGCUUCAUCUUGCGCAGGAGCAUCGGUUCAGACCCUUUCAACGUUUUCAUCCACAAUGCCCUUAUUGACAUGUAUUCCAAGUGUGGCGACAUGGUAGCGGCCAUGGCGGUGUUUGACAGGAUGCUUGAGAGGGACAUCAUCUCUUGGAACUCCAUGGUGACAGGGUUCUCGCACAAUGGCCAGGGAAAGCAGUCACUUGCAGUGUUUGAGAGGAUGCUUAAAGAUGAAGUACAACCAACCUAUGUCACUUUUCUCGCUGUCCUCACAGCUUGCAGCCAUGCUGGUCUAGUCUCUGAUGGCCGCCGGAUUCUUGAAUCAAUGCAGGACCAUGGUGUUGAACCAAGAGCUGAACACUACGCCGCUUUCAUUGAUGCUCUUGGUCGGAAUCGCCAGCUGGAAGAAGCAAGUGAGUUCAUCAAAGGCUUGUCCUCCAAGAUCGGUCUGGGUACAACUGGGUCAUGGGGGGCCCUCCUUGGUGCAUGUCAUGUUCAUGGCAAUAUUGAGAUCGCGGAAGAAGUUGCCGAGGCCCUGUUCCAGUUGGAGCCUGAGAACAGUGGUCGGUAUGUCAUGUUGUCAAACAUAUACUCAGCAGCAGGACAGUGGGACGAUGCCCGCCAGGUCAGGGCUCUCAUGAAGGGGAAAGGAUUGAGGAAGGACCAAGCUUAUAGUUGGAUAGAGGUGCAGAGAGCAAAACACAUGUUCGUCGCCGAUGACACAUCUCACCAUGAGGCGAAUGAAAUAUAUGAGAUGCUGGACAAGCUUUUUCAUCACAUGUUCAUUAUAGGGGGUAAUGUUGAGGAGCUUAUAGUUGGAUAGAGGUGCAGAGAGAAAAACACUUGUUUGUCGCUGCUAACACAUCUCACUGUGACGCAAAUGAAAUAUAUGAGAUGCUGGACAAGCUUUUUCAUCACGUGCUCGGGGUAAUGUUGAGGACAAGCAUGGCAAUUUUGUUUUGUGCUGAAAGAUACAUCCUCUGGAAUGAAACAAUUGCUUUAGCAUUGCAAGAACAAGGCCAUUGGUCUCAGGCAUGAGGGAUGAAGCCCACUGAUUUGCCUUCAGCAUCCUUGGUAUGGCAGAUUGGUGGUGUGUUUCAAGGAUGCUGCAAAGGAGCGUCAGAGUCCAAAAUGUGGUUAUUGUGUUUCUUUGAGAUUGCAAUCACAAAUAAACUCGUACGAUUUUGAUUCGUUUGGAACUUGGCAUCCUGAAGGAUCAAUUUUUCACUUGAAGAUGACAACUGACAGGACAAAUUCAGAGUCCAGAACUUUGGGCCAUUGCCUCGGCAGAGCUUUACAAUUGCCUGAUCCAGCUCAAUUUGUGAGUUUGAAGAAUCAACUACUGAGUCAUUUACUCAUUUUCCCCCCUCUGCAAUAGAGGUGUUGAUUUCCAAUCUUUGCCACGAUGAUCGUAUAUUUGGAUUUGGGAAGGUGGUAGGAUAGAAGUCUUCAGCUUUCCACUCUUUGUAAUUUGUAGUCUUUGUUAUUGAACGUUCAGAGUACAUAUAUAAUAUAAUUUUUGUGUGCGAAGUUUGACUGAAUUUUGCAGUGGAUGAUUCAGAUCGGAGUUGAAGAAUAUGUUGUCGUCAAUUGGCAAUUGACAAGCAUGAAGGCAUAUAUAUAUAUGUCUAGUUCAGUCUAUCAAUGGCAUGCAACUUGGGAAGAUUACGCCCAUGUUACAUUUAAUGCCUUUUUUAUUAGGAGGAUUUGCAAAAGAAUUUUGGAGUACUCGUUCUA